CUGUUUCCGGGUUACUUCUGUUUCGCACCCAUGUAGUUAGCAUUGUGGUAAUUGCUCAUUAAAUCGUUUCUGUUCUUGUUUUAAAGGCUUAGCUUACUCGAUAUUAAAAAAAAGUUCGUCUUUUUAACACAGUGACUUAGUAGGAGGUGUGUCGGUCCUCGGAGAUGUUUGUAACAGAAUAAGCUAAUGUAGCUAACAUUAGCUUUCAGCAUUACAUCACAUCUGUUUAACUUCACGACUACCUCACAGGCAGGUGAUGCACAGCUGAUCACUGCCCUGACUUAGCCCUGAAUGUGGAUUCAUUCCAACAUGUCUAAACUUCAGCGUUUGGAUGCCCGUGUGGCCAAGCUUCUCACUGAAGCUGUGCAUGAGGUGUUGGAGAUGGUGAAGGAGACAGUGUUGGAGUAUCAGGAGAAAACUGCCAGAACACAGAGAGAGAAUGAAAAUCUGAAAAGAAAGCUGCAAGAGCUGCAGGACAAAAUAACAAAAGACAGCACACCAGUUCUAGUUCUAAGUGGAUCAUUGCCUUUGGAUAAAGAAGACACAGUGGAUCAGGAGCAGGAUUUAAGUCUCACUCAGAGACAAAUGUCAGAAUUCACUGAUGUAGAUCAGAGAGAAAUCCACAGCUACAUGUCUGUCCAUGAUGUGAAGCAGGAAUCCAGAGAAGAGAACUACAUUAAUACUGUAGCACACACAGAGGAGGACACAGAGCAUUGUGAAGCAAAAUCAGAAGAUGUGACGUACACAAGUGAGGAGACUGUAACUAUCAACAUGUCACACUUUUCAAACAGGGGUAACAGUUCUGUCUUAUCUGAUAAUGUGUGUGCUUCUCAGUCCACUGCCUCGCUUAGAGAAAACCAGCCUGUUGUCAAAAAAGAAACAGAUCCAACAGACUGUCCAACAGCAGAACCACCAUCACUUCAGAAACAUUACAGUGAAUGUCUGGAAUUUAGCUGCAACUCCUCUCAUCAUAACUCCACGGAGGUACCUCGGCCACAGAUUAUUACUGAAUCUCACGAACAUGUCUUUGUCCACUCUGGUCAUAACAUAUCUAAAAGGCACGUGUUUUCAAAAACCAACGGGACGGCCUUUGAAAUGAGAAGAAUCAGGAAGGAACGUUUCCAAACCAAAGACUCACUUGUGUGCGUCACGUGUGGAAAGUCGUUCAGCCGGGUUGGGAAUCUGAAAAUCCACCAGCGUUGUCACACUGGGGAGAAGCCGUAUGGCUGUGUACAGUGUGGGAGGCGUUUCAGUCAGGCAGGAGACUUGAAAAAGCACAAGAGGGUCCACACGGGGGAGAAACCGUACUACUGCAACCAGUGUGGAAAGAGUUUCAGUAGGAGGGAGAAUCUGAAUCGACACCAGAAAAUCCACAUUGGAGAGACACUACAGUUACAACAAGUGUGGAUUGGGCACCAGUAGUGACUAUAAUUCUCCAUUACAGACUGAGAGAUGAUCAGUCGGUCUGUGGGUGAACCAGAUUCUGACAAUAUGAUGGAAGUACUACUGUUCAUUAUAAUGCAAUAUUUUGCAAAGCUGCCACUAAGGUGAUAUUUUGUAAUUUUUCAAAUGUAAUUCUAGGGAAAUCUUCGCAGUACAAAGAACAAACAAUUGUAUGCAUUGAAUUUAAGAUUUUGUUUUAAAGCAGCGUAUGAUGUUUGCCACCAGUUUUUCAUCAAAUCUGUAAAACCCAAGUGAUAGCCUAAGUAUCACAAAUCCGUUAAUCUUUCUGUGAUUACGCCCCUGAAUCACUUCCCUCAUGGUGAAGGACUUUUAAGUGUACUCCAUCACAAGCAGUCCAUUUGUUUACAUGACAAAUCGAAACCAAACCAUCACCUUUUUGGAAUUCCACGCAGCAGCAAGACUCAAUGAAGCCAAUUCUGUGUUUGUUGCUGCUGCAGCCAUACUGCGGCUGCGUGGAAUUCCCAUUCCCACAAUGCACUGC
Sphaeramia orbicularis (orbiculate cardinalfish) is the source of this 1945-nucleotide messenger RNA. RefSeq names its product zinc finger protein interacting with ribonucleoprotein K-like. Gene Ontology annotation, molecular function: DNA-binding transcription factor activity, RNA polymerase II-specific; RNA polymerase II cis-regulatory region sequence-specific DNA binding. The transcript has 3 exons. Gene Ontology annotation, biological process: regulation of transcription by RNA polymerase II. The record is from RefSeq and is a predicted model, not a curated record. NCBI's taxonomy places the organism in Eukaryota, Metazoa, Chordata, Actinopteri, Kurtiformes, Apogonidae. The coding region runs from base 292 to 1422 and encodes 376 amino acids.